AUGACCCACGAAUACGUGUCAGCCGAACGCGAGGUCGUGGAAGACGUCCAGCAGCAGGAAAAGAUCGCCAAUGAAGAGUUCAAGAUCUGGAAAAAGUCGGUGCCUUUGCUCUACGACACCAUCCACACCAACGCCUUGGAGUACCCUUCUCUCGUGGUGCAAUGGUUGCCAAACUACACCUACUCCGAGAACAAAAACCUGAUUAACGUCAAGUACUUGAUCGGCACCAACUCCAACGACCACAACUACUUGAAGCUUGGGUCCAUCGACUUGCCCAGCACGUUGGCUCCCGACUUUGCCAGUGUGUUGCCCAAUGCCCUGAGCAUCCCCAUCCCGCUCUCCAACAUCGAGACCUCCAACUUCCGCAUCUUGUCCAAGUGGAAGCAGCCUAGCGAAAUCAACAGGUUGAGGCUCUCGCCUGACGGCGACAAGGCGUUGACGUUCAACAGCAACGGAAUCAUCCACUCCUACAACUUGGUCAACAACGACAUCUUGGAGUACAACUACCACAAGCAGGAAGGUUACGGGCUCGAGUGGAUCUCAAACGAGGCAUUUCUCUCGGGGUCCAAGGACUCUCAGAUCGCGUUGUGGAACAUCCUGAAGCCCUCGACCCCCAUCCAGCUCUUCAAGAACCACAAGGGUGGCAUCAACGAUCUCUCGGUAAACAGCAUCUCCAAGGACAUCUUUGGCUCGGUUUCUGACGACUUCACUACCCAGUUCCACGAUAUCAGAGUGGCGGGAGAACCCGUGAUCCAGGUCCAAAACUCUCACAUCCAAAGUGCCAUCGACUUCCACCCGGACGUCCAGACCUUGUAUUCCACCGCAGGUAAAGACAACACCGUCAACUUGUACGACCUCAGAAACCCAGAAACCCCCAUACGCCGUUUCUUCGGCCACAGUGACACCGUAAUUGGAGUCAAGUGGGACCUGACCAACGACCCAAAUGUUCUUGUAUCUUGGGGUUUGGACAAGAGGGUCAUAUAUUGGGACUUGGCAAACCUCGAGGAAGACUUCGUGUAUCCGAACAGUGAAUCUGAAAACUCAAAACGUAAGAACUCAUCCAAAGUUGAUCCUUGUUUGAAGUUUAUCCAUGCUGGCCAUACCAACAGAAUCAACGACUUGGAUAUCCACCCAUCCAUCAGUAACUUAUAUGCAACUGUUGGGGAGGAUCGUUUGUUUGAGGUAUGGAAGCCCAAGACGCUCCUUGCCGAGGACGAGAAUGAAGAAGAGGAGUCAGAAAAAGAAGAGAAGGAGGAGGAGAAGAACGAGUAG
This is a messenger RNA of Suhomyces tanzawaensis NRRL Y-17324, 1272 nucleotides long. It is a transcript of the gene UME1, whose product is annotated as Ume1p. The coding region runs from base 1 to 1272 and encodes 423 amino acids. The transcript has a single exon. Lineage: Eukaryota; Fungi; Ascomycota; Pichiomycetes; Serinales; Debaryomycetaceae. Gene Ontology annotation, molecular function: histone binding. Gene Ontology annotation, biological process: regulation of gene expression. Gene Ontology annotation, cellular component: Rpd3L-Expanded complex; nucleus; Rpd3L complex. The record is from RefSeq and is a predicted model, not a curated record.